Messenger RNA from Protopolystoma xenopodis, 1287 nucleotides. NCBI's taxonomy places the organism in Eukaryota, Metazoa, Platyhelminthes, Monogenea, Polystomatidea, Polystomatidae. The record is from the annotation of a GenBank genome assembly.
UCAGACCAUGGACUUGGGACAUUCUCUGAAGUUUUGCCGGCAUCAUCAGUGAGUCUUGACAUUAUCAGAACCAAAUUACAACUGGCCAUAGAGACAAGUCGCUGCAACGAAACUUUUAAGAAUGUACCAAGUCUACAGUCUGACGGCGGGAAAUAUGAGGACUGCUCCAGCAGAAAACUUCGGACGAGUUCCUUACCAGAUGACAAACUAACGCCGACCAUCGCAGGGAGAGCCUUAGAAACUGCUUUGACUAAGAGCACAUCCUUCCUCACAGCGAAGCUGUUCUCCUUGCGUGGUAUCGGUUCCCAAAAGGAGGCUAAAGUUGUGGAUAACGUUCAAGUCGGACUUUGGUCAAGAGCCUCUCCGAGGCCUGUAUUAUCAUCUACCUCAAACUUUUCGGACUUUGUUAUCGAAGAGACACAAUCUAGUUCCCAUCUUGAAGCCUCAAUUAACCUAGAAAAAUUAGGUCUACUUCCAAAUGCGUCUUGUGCUAGAUCUGUACUAACGUGCUCACCAAACAUCAGGCCAGUCGAUGAAGAAAUUAUGGGGACAAAAACACAGCCACAACAGCCCCGUAUGGGAUUACGGUUGCCGGUAGUCAUUGCUGGAGGACACUUUGAAGAGAGGUCUGAGCAUAAUGAGCCGACAAAGCGACAAAUUAGUUUGCCUACAAAGCAGAGUCUAUUCUCUAAUAGGACAGCAAUACAGUUAGCUGGUCUUGAUGCCAAAAUUGUAUCACUAUUUCCUAAAGCCCAAGGCGCGCCCUACUUUGAUCGUCCCGCCAAACAGGGCCCAAGAACUGCCGAAUCCUCACCCAAUCUGCCUAUGGGCAUAACUCGAUCACUUAGGCGAGCAGAAGCCCAGAACUCCUGUUUGAAUUCUCCAUCUGUUGGCGACCUAAUUAGUCCGCCUUGCAAUUUUGGGGAUCAGACGCUCUGCACAAUUAAAAAUAAGGUUCCAGAAGCUUUGAGCCAUUUAGGCGUAAGCGCCGAUUGUCAACCCACUACUUACAAAUCGACCAGCUGGCCUCCGGUUUGUACAACCGCCUUAUCUUCAAAAUCCCUGACAUCUACUACAAGCCAUAAACGAUCAUCAGAUCCUUCUAGUCAGAAAGCAGAGUUCAUUGGAUUUGCUUUUCCGGAUCCGACCAUUCAAGCUCCUUUUGCCUUUCUUUCGCGUCUGGCUGAAAUGGCCAACUACGAGAAUGAGACAGUUAGAAUCGAAAAAUCAUCUGCUCGUCAAGGGGAGGUUAAUCAUAAGAAGAUCUUUCGCGUGCCAAUAAUUUAA